Mesorhabditis spiculigera is the source of this 876-nucleotide messenger RNA. Lineage: Eukaryota; Metazoa; Nematoda; Chromadorea; Rhabditida; Rhabditidae. The record is from the annotation of a GenBank genome assembly.
AUGGCCGACAGCCGGAUAGUCACCGGGGAGUUGUUUGCGAUGGGCCGGUGUCCGAAUUGGAAGCCGACACCGCCUAGGGACCGCAGCACCAGAUGCGACCAGUCAAAGGAUGAGCUCGCCACUGAGCUGUCGCAAUCAUACCCAGCAGCAAAGUGUGCCUGCAUACAAAUCGUCUUUGCCGGUACGCCACAAUACCAAUGCCAUUGUGGGGAGAGCGGUAAUUGUCACGGUUCCGACGACUACCACCACUACCACGACAACAACUACCACAACGACCACGACGACGACAACCACUACCACGACGACCGAGCUCACGCCACCCCCAGAGACAACGACUAUCAACACGACACCGGCUUAUAUCACGACCGAAACCCCGGAAAUGGUCAAUGUCACUGUAUCAUGAUUACCAUCACUGGUCCGGCCUCCGCACAAUAUCAGUGCAGCUGCUUGUCAACCCCAGCAACCCCCCGUAUGUAUCGACAAGCUGCUGAACCGCCGAUGACUACACAAGCUGCAAUCACUUACCCGCCGCAGACGGCCAUCCCGGAUACCUUACCACCGGCCACGCAACCCAGCACGCCUCUAACCCUCGACCAUACAGACCACGCAGCCACCUACUACUGCUGCCCCGACCCCUGCCCAAGAUGUAAUCACUACGGCGCCCGCAUAUCCUCCUCACGACAACAUGUGUUAUGUAUCGACUGGCGUUCAGUCAUCCCCGUGCACAUGUAUGCCAGAAUACGACCCAUGUGCACCGAAUAUCUGCUGUCUCAAGGCCAAAUUCAGGUCGCUGAAGCACAGCAAAUUGGCCGCCUCGCUGCCAAUCCACCCCCCAACAGCCUCGCAAGAAGACCAGUCAUCCACCAUCGACGUAGU